UCCAUCUUGUCUCCUCAGGCAUCGAAGCCUUACACUAUCUAUCCACUAUCCCACCCAAUCACUACUUCGACAAUUGUGUGGUUGUGCGGGAGCUACACAGCUACAACAAUACAUUCUUCUUCCAUCUCGCUCGCGACUAUGCUCUCGCCAAUUGCUAGUUCGUCUGCUGGAAAACCAAACGCGCCCAGUAUUUGGAGCUUCGAUUCAGGGUAUGGCACACAGGAAGAAAACGCAAGAAAUGGCGUGUUCUACCACCAACCCAGCACUUCGACCAACAGUCUCCAAGCAAGACUAGAAGACAACGUCGGCCUAGAGUUGGGUGCGUUCUCCGAUUUCCAUAUUGGUGACCAGGCACUACCCAAGAUAGAAGAACUAUCAGUUAAUACGUCCUCAUCCAAAGGCUACGUCUUCAACACCAAUACCAUUUCAAACGACCAUCUUUAUCUUCCCGAAAUUGAACCCACUUCCCAAGGCUGCUUCACGUGCGAUCUGUAUACCGUCACCAACCCCGGCGAGAACAUCCAGUGCGAGACCUGUCGACUACCAGAAACCAUCGAGCCCUCGCUGCUCUCCUUCGAUGCAUCUUCCAAAGGAAAAGAAUCUAUCAAGAAAACAGAAGAGCGCACGCAAGCUCGUGCAGCGAAGCCGCAGCAUCCUUCGAUGGCUUUACAAACGCGCUGCUCAGCCUGUGAGCUGUCCUCCGUUAUCGAUCCCUCCGGUCCGUCGAACUGCGCAUCAUGCAUCUCGAAGCAAUAUGAGCGUCUCUCGUCGAUGUCGCCGUCCAGCCCCGAUAGCAAGGUCAGGCGAUCGAGGGCUGGUAGAACCUCAAAACUGCCACUGUCCGCCCUCACUACCUUGCAAGCCUGGCUUGACGCACACGCAGAUAAUCCAUAUCCGAGUGCUGAGGUGAAGCGACAGCUCGCUUUAGAUUGUGGUAUCACCGAGAAACAAGUCACGACUUGGUUCACCAAUGCUAGGGCAAGGCAACUGAGCCCGCUGGACAUAUGGUUGAACGGCGAGAAUGGAGAUGAAGGUGCCGCUCCGGAGGAUAUUGAGCGUGCAUCGACAGAGUUAGACCGUGUCGGUGGUUUCACAUAUCUAUCAGACACUCGAAACCAAAGCCAUAUGAGGGCUGGGUCGAUUUCGGGGAGCAGUGCAUUCUCCAACGGACAGUCACGACCACAGCAAUCUCGACGAGGCAAGAAGAAGAAGUACAGGCUCACACGGCAAGCCUCCCCACAUAACGAACUCAUAUCACCAAUCUCGAACACACCUAUCAUGGACAACAAUGCAACGGGAGAGCAGGAGAAGUGGGAAUGCACUUUUUGUCGUCAAAGGGUUGCUCCCAAGUCCUGGCGCCGUCAUGAAGAGACACAGCACCAUACCCGCGCCCAGUGGACAUGCAUGCUUUAUGGACCUCGACUUACACAAACUACUCGAUCUUCCAACACAGGCCAGCCGGAGACUUCGACGUCUUUCUGCGCAUUUUGCAUGUUGGAGAAUCCUUCGGAGGACCACUUCCUCUCUCACCACCGAAUUUCCGAGUGCGCAAAGCGCCCAACGAGCGACCGAACCUUCUAUCGCCCUGAUCAUCUUCGUCAGCACGUAAAGAAUUUCCACGGGGCGAAGUUGUUCGAUUUGGCGCAAACAAGGUGGAAGAGCGACGGUGAGCGUGGCAAAUGCUCGGAAAGCUGGACCUGCGGAUUUUGCGGAGAACAUUUGGAGACUUGGGGAAAGAGGGAAACGCAUAUCGCAAACCACUUCAAGGACGGACUGACGAUGGAGAGCUGGACGGACUACACGCAACCAAACGAUAAAGAAUCGAGGAAGCAAAAGAAGAAGGAAGAGAAGGAAGCAAACAAGGAGAAGGAGAAGGAAGCCCACGGCCUUGCACGACUCAGUCGGUCGUUCGCCCGCCGUUCAACACGCAGCUCGCAGAAGACGGUCACUCAGCCGACGACGACGACAUUCGCGAACACAUUCCAGCCGCUACCCAUAAGCAAUGAUGCGAUGACAAUGGGUUUUAGUUAUUCCCAAUUGUCACAUGCUCCCGUGCUACCAGACAUCAACACAGAUCCUCUUAUGGCCGUCAACUACACCGCCGGAUAUGAUGACUGGUCCCACAUGAAUCAAAUGCAGAUGCCACAACAACAACAACAACAACAACAACAACAACAACAACAGACACACUUCACCACCGGUUUCACAUAUGACCCAAUGGCCGUCACUGUCGACGCCAAUUUCAAUCUCAACGCCAUGGACUUUAGCAAUCCAAUGUUCUUCCCCCCUGACUGGAAUCCCCCUUCAUGAAUGUAUGGACCCAAUCACAUGUAUUUCCUUUUGGUCAUGUUGCUUGUGUCUGCAAUAGAGCGGAGGCGUUUUAUCUUGGAGAAAUGUUUUCUUGUUUUCCCUAUUUCUUUAUUUCCUUAUUUCCAAAUAUUAUUUUCUUUUAUUAAUAAUCCCUCUAACGUUCCCUUUCCUUUUCGUCACUUUGAAGUUUCUUUUCGUAAUGUAUUCAAUACGUCAAAGGUUCCGAGUUCCAGCAAAGGCGUUUUGUAAAAAUGGCGCUUAAACUCUCGCGCUGAGGCGCAGGCGCCGUACUACCUGAAGGACAUUUAAAGGCAAG
This is a messenger RNA of Aaosphaeria arxii CBS 175.79, 2626 nucleotides long. RefSeq lists its product as uncharacterized. Gene Ontology annotation, biological process: regulation of transcription by RNA polymerase II. Gene Ontology annotation, molecular function: RNA polymerase II cis-regulatory region sequence-specific DNA binding; DNA-binding transcription factor activity, RNA polymerase II-specific. The transcript is spliced from 3 exons. Bases 139 to 2310 code for a protein of 723 amino acids. Lineage: Eukaryota; Fungi; Ascomycota; Dothideomycetes; Pleosporales. The record is from RefSeq and is a predicted model, not a curated record.